CAAUUCAGGACAGGAUGGCCACGGGCGCCAGUCAGAACCGGGUGGACCACCUCCUCAGUGCCGUGGAGAGCGAGCUGCAGGCCGGCAGCGAGAAGGGAGACCCCACGGAGAAGGGACUGAAAAUAUCCCUGGACGACAACGAACUUUGGCGGACAUUCAAGGAUCUUACGAAUGAAAUGAUAGUGACCAAGAAUGGCAGGCGCAUGUUCCCAGUGCUGAAAGUAAACGUGUCUGGGUUGGACCCGAACGCCAUGUAUUCCUUUUUGCUGGACUUCGUGUCCGGCGAUAAUCACAGGUGGAAAUAUGUGAACGGGGAGUGGAUCCCGGGUGGGAAACCCGAGCCUCAAACCCCCAGCUGCGUGUACAUCCACCCGGACUCUCCAAACUUCGGGGCGCACUGGAUGAAAGCUCCGGUCUCCUUUAGUAAAGUCAAACUCACCAAUAAGCUUAAUGGAGCAGGUCAGAUAAUGUUGAAUUCAUUGCACAAAUACGAGCCACGUAUUCACAUCCUGCGGGUUGGAGGCCCGAGGAGGAUGAUCUCCAGCCACUCUUUCCCAGAGACACAGUUCAUAGCAGUAACAGCAUACCAAAACGAAGAGAUUACUGCUCUUAAAAUAAAGCAUAACCCUUUUGCCAAGGCCUUCCUAGAUGCAAAAGAGAGAAGUGACCACAAAGACAUCACGGAAGAUGCCAUUGAAAACCAGCAGUCAACUUAUUCUCAAUUAGGUGGUUGGUUCGUUCCGAGCUCCAGCCCUCUCUGCCCUCCUGCCAGUCCUCACAGUCAGUUUGGGAGCCCCAUCUCCUUCUCACCGUCCCACGGCUGUGAGCGCUACUCCACCCUGAGGAACCACCGCUCUUCUCCCUACACCAGUCCCUACGGCCACCGCACCAACUCGCCCAGUGAGUUCGGCUACUCGGAUAACUCAGCAGCCUGUCUCUCCAUGCUCUCAAGUCACGAUAGUUGGCCCAGUCUUCAGAUCCCAACACACUCCAGUAUGAUGGACAUGGCCCACAAUUCCACCUCUGCCAACUCUAGUCACUACACCAGCCUGUGGCCUGGGAGCAACUCGCCCCUGACCCACGUGUCCCAGAACGGGGGGAUGAGCAGCCUGAGCUCCCAGUUCCUCCGAGGGCCCAGCAGCCACUACCCGAGCCCGGCUCACUCCGCCACAGUGCCCUCCUCUGGCUCUCCCAUGUACCAGAGCGCCACUGCAGCAGAAGGGCACGACACAGCUGAGUAUGACACUGCCCUACAUGGGCGACUGCCUUUGGCCUGGACUCCCGUGACCCCCCCGUCUCUCUGA
Pungitius pungitius (ninespine stickleback) is the source of this 1304-nucleotide messenger RNA. RefSeq names its product T-box transcription factor Tb (gene tbxtb). Gene Ontology annotation, cellular component: nucleus. The transcript is spliced from 8 exons. NCBI's taxonomy places the organism in Eukaryota, Metazoa, Chordata, Actinopteri, Perciformes, Gasterosteidae. Bases 15 to 1304 code for a protein of 429 amino acids. Gene Ontology annotation, molecular function: DNA-binding transcription factor activity, RNA polymerase II-specific; RNA polymerase II cis-regulatory region sequence-specific DNA binding. Gene Ontology annotation, biological process: mesoderm formation; cell fate specification; positive regulation of DNA-templated transcription. The record is from RefSeq and is a predicted model, not a curated record.